This is a messenger RNA of Eleginops maclovinus (Patagonian blennie), 2800 nucleotides long. Its product is annotated as protein adenylyltransferase SelO-like. Bases 858 to 2612 code for a protein of 584 amino acids. NCBI's taxonomy places the organism in Eukaryota, Metazoa, Chordata, Actinopteri, Perciformes, Eleginopidae. The record is from RefSeq and is a predicted model, not a curated record. The transcript is spliced from 19 exons.
GGGACGGACUGACAGGUUAUUUAAGCGGAACCGGAAAUGACUAUUUAAUGACGCGCUCCACGCGACGGAAUUAACGCCUGCUAUAUAUGGGAGUUGUUACAUUACAGGAAUGCAGUGGUAGAUGUCAACAACUGUUGUUUUCUCUUAAACUAAAUAUAUAAAACGUGUCUUUGUGUAGGUAUCCAGGAAUUAAAUAGCUUUUGUGUGUAACGUUACUAUUUGGAGAAAGUAUUUAACAGCUAGCUUGCUUUAGCCUGUAGCCUGUGAUGCUGGUGUUUUCCAGUUUGUUAUACUGUAAUCUCAGAUGUAAUGCAGAUUAAUUCAAUAGUCCGGCUUUAAAAUACACACACUAAGGUUGUACGACAAAAGGUUGCGUUUAAGUCAAACUUGUUAAAUUAUAUAAAUUAAAAAAGAAGAAAACAAUAAAGUUAUCUGAAAUGAGAGUAUUGUUCACAGAAACUGAAGCAUAAUCACAGUGUCAAUGACAUUUGAACUCGAUUGUCAUUGGUGUGAAGUAUGCAAAGUUUAAAGCCACUUUUCACUUAUACUCGACUAGAUAACAUUUCAGGUUACAAUUCUUUGCAGGUUCAGAUUUGCAGUACAUAAUCUAUGAUUCAUACAUAAAAUAUGAUGAAGUUGUAUAGAUUAACCAGCCAAAGAAUAGUCUAGCUUCACUGUUGACUCUUUAAGUACAUUUUGCUGAUAUUACUUAAGCUAAAUCAAGUCAAAAACAGUAUUGUGUGUAGGAGAUCACUAUAGUGUUAUUGCUGAAACAUUCUUUUUACCCAAUUGUCAAAUCUACAAAUAUAGCUUUGAUAAAAGGCAGGUUCCUUUGAAGGGGAUCCUGUGUCUAUGACAUGUGGAGCCCCAACCAAGUGUUAGUGUUUGCACUAAUAGUAGCAUCCAGCUUCACACCUGUACAUGUUCUGGAGUUCUGCAAGACUACUGACCAGGACUGUGAUGGUGAUAGUCAUGACAAUAUGGCAUCCAACAACCAGCUGUACCUACAUACUGUCAAAUCCAGGUGGAACGUGAGUGUUUCCAACCUCAUAAAAGACCUGGAACAGUUCAAAGUGUCCAGCAAGAAGCUAAUAGAAGCAUUCCCGGUCGAUGAGGUUGAAGGCAACUUUGCUCGCUCUGUAAAGAACUGCAUAUUCUCCAGAUCCAUUCCAACCCCACUGAGAGGCCCAUUGAGACUGGCAGCAGCUUCUAAAGACGUCAUCGAGGGAAUUUUAGACUUGGAUGUGGCUCUGACCCACACCAAUGAUUUCCUGCAUUUUGCCAGUGGGGACAGACUGCUAUCAGGAUCUGUACCCCUCGCUCACAGAUAUGGAGGUCAUCAGUUUGGGUACUGGGCAGGUCAGCUUGGCGAUGGUCGAGCACAUUCCCUGGGUCAGUAUACCAACAGGAAAGGAGAAGUGUGGGAACUGCAGCUUAAAGGCUCUGGAAAGACACCUUAUUCAAGGUCAGGAGAUGGUCGAGCUGUGAUCCGUUCUUCUGUAAGGGAGUUCCUCUGCAGUGAAGCUAUGCAUUUCCUGGGUGUUCCAACCAGCAGAGCUGCUAGUCUGAUUGUAAGUGACCAGCCUGUAAUAAGAGAUCAAUUCUACAAUGGCAAUGUGAAGACAGAGAGAGGAGCUGUUGUUCUCCGGUUAGCCAAGUCAUGGUUUCGGAUUGGAUCUUUAGAAAUGUUGUCUCGAAGUGGAGAGAUAGAUCUCCUGAGAAAGCUGCUGAACUUUGUGAUUGAUGAGCAUUUUUCAUCUAUCAAUUCAGAUGACCCAGAUAAAUAUUUGGUGUUUUAUUCCACAGUUGUAAAUGAAACAGCCCAUCUGAUUGCCCAGUGGAUGUCUGUUGGUUUUGCUCACGGUGUGUGCAACACUGACAACUUCAGCCUCCUGUCCAUCACCAUCGACUACGGGCCGUUUGGCUUCAUGGAGUCGUACGACCCCAGUUUUGUCCCCAACACAUCUGAUGAUGAGGGCAGAUACAGCGUAGGCUCUCAGGCCAACGUCGGACUGUUCAACCUGGAGAAGCUCUUAAUGGCUCUGAGUCCUAUGCUCUCUAAACACCAGCAGAACCAGGCUCAAAUUAUAUUGAAAGGAUAUGCUGAUAUUUACCAGAUGAGGAUUCAUCAGCUAUUUAAAGCUAAACUGGGGCUUCUGGGUGAAGAGGAGGGUGAUGGCUACCUCAUUGCCUUCCUGCUUAAGAUGAUGGAGGACACUCAGUCAGACUUCACCAUGACCUUCAGGCAGCUCAGUGAAGUCUCAGCCCAACAGCUUCAAAACAGGAGCUUCCCACAGAUGUGGGCUCUUGAAGACUUGUCAUCACACAAGCUCUUCUCUGAUUGGCUCAGCGUGUACCUACUCCGACUCAGCAGACAAAAUGAUGUGGAGCGUCAACACAGGAUGAAAAAUGUCAAUCCUCGAUAUGUGCUGAGGAACUGGAUGGCAGAGUCGGCUAUAAGUAAAGCUGAGAUCAACGAUUUUUCUGAGGUGGAGCUGUUGUACCACAUCCUGUCGCUCCCCUUUGUUACGCAAGAGACUGCAGAGGAGGCGGGUUAUGCAGCAAGACCUCCGCUGUGGGCUAAAAGGUUAAAGGUCAGCUGUUCCUCUUGAGAGAUUAUUGGAUACAGCAAAAUCCCUGAAAGAGAAGAGAAUCACAGCAUAGUUGCGCUCUUUUGGUAUGAUUUAGUCAAUUCUUACAUGCAGGUGGAAAAGAUUUGUUCCCAAAUGUCAAGGUCAUGGCUGUUAAAUGUUUUUACUACAUACUUACAAAAAUAAAUAAAUUCAAAGAUGCUACAGUU